AUCAAGCACCUAGGCAUGCAGACUGCUUCUACUAACAUUUGUGAAAGAAUGGGUCACUCUCAGGAGCUCAGUGAAUUCAAGUGUGGUACUGUGAUAGGCUUCCACGUGUGCAAUAAGUCCAUUUGUGAAAUUUCCUUGAUACUAAUUAUUCCACGGUCAACUGUUAGUGGUCUUAUAGCAAAGUGGAAGCAACUGGGAACAAUAGCAACUUGGCCACAAAGUGGUGGGCCAUGUAAAAUGACAAAGCAGGGUCAGCGCAUGCUGACGCGCAUAGUGCACAGAAGUCACCAACUGUCUGCAGAGUCAAUAGAUAAGACCUGUAAAUUUCAUGUGGCUUUUAGAUUACCACAGAAGUGUGUAAAGAGUUUCAUGGAAUGGGUUUCCAUGGCCUAGCAGCUGCAUCCAAGCAUUAUAUCACCCAGUGCAAUGCACAGUGUCAGAUGUAGUUAUGUAAAGCACGCCGAUACUGGAGACGAGAAACAGUACUUGCCUGACUGCAUUGUGCCAAGUGUAAAGUUU
Molecule: messenger RNA, 519 nt
Organism: Staurois parvus
Lineage: Eukaryota; Metazoa; Chordata; Amphibia; Anura; Ranidae
Source: the annotation of a GenBank genome assembly